GACCAUUGUAGACAGAACCGCGAAUCAUUGUAGCGGAGGCUUUAUCCACCCGCGAGCAAGAUGUCGACCGCCGAACUAAAUCCGAGACCUCUGCGGGUUUCUCCCUUCAUCAAGUUUUGCCGCUGGAGUCUGCUCCUUACUGGAAUCGCUUACGGUGCCUACCAUCAAAGAAGACUCAGUAGGAAAGAGGAUGCUCGCAGAGCGGAGGAGCUGAGGCUUAAACCUGCACGUGACGCUAAACUAGCUGAGGAGAAGAGACUUUCUCUAAUAGCGGAACAAAAGAUGCUUGAUGAAUAUUUUUCUCCACCCAAAGCAACAUGAGCGUAAUCGGUUUGGUGUUAGUACAUAAUAUUAUAAAAUGUUAUUGAUUGAAAAUUGAUUUCUAUGUAUCCAUAGACCUAGUCGAUGUGUUGCUCCAACAUCAUUGCCACAGAGAUAAUAAGUUCUACAAAUUGUACAAAACUAAUAAAUAAAGAUCUGUGAAGAUACAAUGAA
This is a messenger RNA of Vollenhovia emeryi, 495 nucleotides long. It is a transcript of the gene ATPsynE, whose product is annotated as ATP synthase subunit e, mitochondrial. Bases 61 to 321 code for a protein of 86 amino acids. The record is from RefSeq and is a predicted model, not a curated record. The transcript is spliced from 3 exons. Gene Ontology annotation, biological process: proton motive force-driven ATP synthesis. Gene Ontology annotation, molecular function: proton transmembrane transporter activity. NCBI's taxonomy places the organism in Eukaryota, Metazoa, Arthropoda, Insecta, Hymenoptera, Formicidae.